Molecule: messenger RNA, 1152 nt
Organism: Lycium barbarum (goji berry)
Lineage: Eukaryota; Viridiplantae; Streptophyta; Magnoliopsida; Solanales; Solanaceae
Exons: 7
Coding region: 87-905 (272 amino acids)
Biological process (GO): mitochondrial proton-transporting ATP synthase complex assembly
Cellular component (GO): mitochondrial inner membrane
Source: RefSeq, a predicted model, not a curated record
AACUGACCCGUUUCCUCAGGUCUUCCUUUUCCCAUCCCUAUAACCAUUGAAGUAAAAAACACAGAAGAAAAAAAAAACUAUUGAAAAUGUUAAGGCUUAAGAGAUUUAACUCAGUUUUAGCACCUGCAAUUCGCAAUUCAAGUAAAAAUUUACCCGGUAAAGAGAAAUUAGUUUCUCUAAUAGCUUUACAGAAUCCAUGUAGAUUGACUUCCAAUCGCUUUCUCGAUAUUUACCAGUUAGGAAACAAGGAGGCGAUUGAGAAAGAGCGUGCUCGACUUAAAGAUGAGAUGAACAGGGGUUACUUUGCUGAUAUAAAUGAGUUGAAGCAACAUGGUGGUAAGAUUGCAACUGCAAAUAAGAUUAUCAUUCCAGCAAUGGCGGCUGUAAAGUUUCCUGCUUUGGAGGUGAAUCAUUCAGAUGGUUCAAACGUUAAGCUUCCCAUCACAUCCACUGGAAAUGGCGUUGAUGCAAACAAAUUAGAAGCACCAAAGGCAUCAUUGUUGUGUCUUUCAUUCCGUGCAAGCUCACAGGCGAUGAUAGAUUCUUGGAGUAAACCAUUUCUGGAUACAUUUAAAGAUUCCAAAAGGGUUCAGCUGUAUGAGAUCUCCUUGAUAGAUUCAUGGUUUUUGACACUUAGUCCUGUAAAGAAACUACUACUUCGGAUGAUGAGGAAAUCUAACCCUCAUGACAGCAAGGAUGUACUGCAUAGACAGAUAGUUUAUUCAUUUGGAGACCAUUACUAUUUAAGGAAAGAGCUUAAAAUACUGAACCUUCUGACUGGGUACAUGUUCUUGGUUGACAAAUUUGGUAGAAUACGAUGGCAAGGUUCUGGAUUGGCAACAGAAGAAGAGUUGUCAUCACUUCUCUCCUGUACGUCUUUUUUGCUGGAUGAGGAAUCAAAGUAACAAAUGUCAUAAGGAGGGACCUCAAUAUGCUUCAUUGUUUGUACUUCUUCUGUACCCCUUCUGUUUUCGGAAUUGUUGUAAUUUUCCUAAAUUAUAUACAUUUUGAUGAUUCUGGACAAGUUGCCUUGAACUGAAUUGCCUGUGAGCCAUGAAACAUAGAUCUUGUAAGCAAUUUCUUCAGGGUAGCAUACGACUAGCAAUAAUGGAUUCCAUGAAAUCAUAUAUUAAUUCUUUUUGCAUUUCUUGA